Molecule: messenger RNA, 3065 nt
Organism: Hylaeus anthracinus
Lineage: Eukaryota; Metazoa; Arthropoda; Insecta; Hymenoptera; Colletidae
Product: ecto-NOX disulfide-thiol exchanger 2
Exons: 11
Coding region: 204-2531 (775 amino acids)
Biological process (GO): ultradian rhythm
Cellular component (GO): plasma membrane; external side of plasma membrane
Molecular function (GO): RNA binding; protein-disulfide reductase activity
Source: RefSeq, a predicted model, not a curated record
UUUUGUAUGUACGUUUCACCAUUUGGUAAAUUGUGAGACAGGAUUUAAAAAUGGCGGACAUUUUUGUGAAUGCAUAUGUUGUCGACAAUCGAUAAGAGUUAAAAACCAAUGGGUAUCGAAAUUAUGAAAGAAAUAAUCGAGUUGCGAAGUUUAAAGUGGUAGCACGAGGAAUAGCUGCCGAGACGUAAAGUUAUUCAAGAAAGAUGGCUUACAAUUUUCCGGGUGUACCAGCAACCGCUAUGCCACCAAUGGCUAUGGGACCAAUGGGGCCGCUGGCCCCAAUCCCAGGUCCGCAAGGCUUCAUGGAGCUUGCGGGUCAAGGAUUUCCUCCUCUUCCUCCUCCGAUACCACUGCCUGGAAUGAAUGAUUCUCCUUUAGAGUUUAGUACGAAUAAGAAUCAACCGCCGGUAGCUAGGGAAACCUCAGAAGACAACAGCGACAAAAGAAACGAAAAGAACAACGUUAAGCGAGAGAGGGAGAAUAGGGACAAUAGAGGUAAUCGAGAUAACAGAAGAUCCAGAAGCGAAAGAAGCGAUAGAAGAGAGAGAGAUAGGGAGAGAAGAGAGGAAAGAAACGAAAGAGAUCGAAGAGAAGAAAGGAGACCAGAGGAACGGAAUAGUAUAAAUUCUACGAAUAGCAAUAACAGUCAUAAUAAUAAUUCAAAUGGUAACGAAAUUCCGUCGUCGUCGAAUACUAGCGGUACUCCAAAUUUAGGACCACAAAUGGAACAAGCAACCGGGGUUUGGGGAAUGAGCGUGGGGUACCCGGUAAUGGGAAUGGGUCCGAUGGGACCGAUGGGACCAGUGAUGAGCGAAAUGACGCUUGGUCCGCAUAUGGGACAUACUCAUAGCUACGGGCCUAUGAGCAUGGGAAUGAUGUCGCACGACGGUAGCAUGAUAGGUGCUCAAAUAUUAGGACCGGAACAAAUAAUGAACGAUGCUGCUCAGAUUAUGAGCGGUGCUUUACCUCCGCCACCUACGACGCCGCAAGGUUCCAAAGAGAUCAUACAUUGUAAAAGUUGUACUCUCUUCCCACCGAAUCCGAACGCUCCACCACCGACAACCAGGGAAAGACCUCCAGGAUGUAGGACCAUCUUUGUCGGAGGUUUGCCAGAAAAUAUUACGGAAACGAUAAUUCAAGAAAUAUUCGAACAAUGCGGAGAAAUAACUACCUUACGUUUGUCUAAAAAAAAUUUUUGCCACAUACGUUUUGUACUAGAAAGCAGCGUCGACGCAGCUAUUUAUUUGUCAGGAUAUAGAGUUAGGAUAGGAUCUAGCGGUGAUUCUGCAAACACUGGCAGACUUCACGUUGACUUUGCUCAGGCUAGAGAUGACCAAUACGAGUGGGAAUGUAGACAACGUCAAUUGCAAAGGGAGCAACGGCAUAGAGAAAGAGUAGAAAAAGAAAGGCAAAGAGCACCGUCCAGUCCUCCUCCGGUGGUACAUUACACGGAUCACGAAGCAUCGAAUAUUUGUGAGAAAAUUAAACAGGACGAUACGUUCAUGAAAGCAGUGCAAGUGGUCGUAACAUGGCUCGAGCGCGGAGACUGCACGAAACGCAACGCCAACACAUUUUAUUCGAUGAUUCAAUCUACGAAUUCUCACGUGAGAAGAUUGCUAACAGAGAAAGUCACGUACGAAGAGGAGCUUCAGAAGGCGAAGGAACUGAUGAAAGGCAGGAUGCAGGGACUCCUAAUACAAUUCAGUCAGAUUGAACGCGUCUUUACUGCGGCCAGCCACAAGAAGGUCUGGGAUCACUUCACAAAGGCUCAACGGAAGAACAUCGAAAUGUGGAAGAAACAAUCCUCGGAGAUCAAAGCGGUGCAAUUGGAAGAGACCCUAAUGGAAGGCGAAGGAGAAAUGGAAGUAUCCGAUUCGGAGGAAGAACCGCAACGUAAAAAGGUACGGAAUCAGUCAGAUGUACACGACGAUUCCGAGAGAUUGCAAGCUUUGAAGGAAGAAAAUGAUAGUCUUCGAUGUCAAUUGGAAGCGUAUAAAAACGAAGUGGAUCUACUUAAAUCCGAAACGAAAAGCGACAUAGACGCGAAAGAUAAGCAAAUGAAAAUGUUGCAACAAACUUUGAAAGGUAUGCAGGAGCAGUUAAUGCAAUCGAGGAAGCAACAAGCGCAGGACGAUCAGAAAAUAAAGGAUUUGACCGUGAAGCUAAAUGCUACAAAAAAGGAAGAACCUAGGGAAAGCGAAGUAAUAACGUUGGACAAAGACGACGACAUAAACGAGGAGCCACGAAUUCCCAAACAAUUAGUUCUAUCGUCUAGUUUUGUCCAAAUUACUCAAAAAGAUGCCAAGCUCAUAGGAUUAAUAGCAACAUUCUUACAUAUACAUCCAUUCGGUGCGAGCGUGGAUUAUUUAUGGUCUUACUUACAAAAGAUGGAACCAGGUAUCAAACCAAACGAGGUGGAAGCUUUAAUGCAACGAUUUCCUCAAGUCUUUAAACAAGAUUUAUUCGGAAUUGGAGCAAACAUGGAAAGACGUUGGCAGUUUUCAGGUUUCAACGUGUAUCGUAGUCAUUGAGAUUUUUGUGUACAAAUUAAUUUUGGAGCAGAAAAUCUGUUAAAGAACUUGAUAAUAUCGUCUCGUCUCGUGUCGUUUAGAUUUUUAUUGUGAUACUUAUUUUUUACGGCAAGUCUUUAUUUAAAAUCUCUCAUGGAAAUGAAAAUUUGCGAAUAAAAACUAUUAUUUUCGAAGAUAUAAUACUUUGGAAAAAAAACAAUAAUCAAAUUGCUUACACCCACGAGCACCAACUAAAUUUGUUCGAAAAACUCUUUAAAUACAUUCGCAAAGUCUUAAUGUAACGGUGAUAGUAGAAAUAUUGCGAAAGCAGCCAUUAGCCGUUAGUAGACAACAUUUUUACAAGUUUCUUAGCGUGUGUAAAACGGCAUGUAAAACGAUACGUUAUUAAUUCUCUAGUGUUAUUUUUACGUAAAAUACAUAUGCGCGAUGUCUUAAUUUGUUAAUUAUAAAUAAAUUAAAAGAGCUUUUCACAUUAAAUUUCAAGCAAUUGCUUAUUAACUCAACCACCAAUAAAACUUUGCAAUGUUAUACAUA